CUUGCGUCCGGAGUCAAGUCCGGCGGGAGCGAGCCGGCCUCGCCCACGGCUGCUACACCCCGAGGCCUCUCGAGGGAUCCCCACAGCCGGGGACCUCGAGCCCCACUCUCCGAGGCGCUCCUGCGGACUCUGCCAUUCCGGGCGGAAUCCAGUCCGACCCCCAGACCCUCGCCGGGUUUCCGUCUCUCCUGCUCCGGGGCGGGGCGGGGGGUGGCCUCGGCCGGAGCCCGCGGGCGCCGAGGCUCCUGUACGCGGCACGCAGCGACCCCCGCGAGCGCCGCGAUCGGUUCCCGCCACCCGCGGGAGUCAUCAGCCGCGGGCGCAGCCGCCGGCGCUGGAGAAAGUGGCCCGACACAGAAGGGGCGUUGCCUUCGGGUCACCCAGAGGACGCCGUGCAGGGAAUUCCUGCGGCGGGAGUCAGGGGAGGUGGCAGAGUCGGGGCAGGGGGAGGCUGGACUGGACAUUGAAGAGGAAGUGCCCGCUUAACGGGUGCCCUGGAGGCCCGGCUCCUCCCCACUCCUCCCGGCCCAUACCCCCUGCCCGGGGACGCAGUAGAGGCUUACCCCUCACCGCCGCCGGACGCCCCUCGGGUCCCAUCCCAGCAAAGCAGGCGCCGCGGCCGGGCCAAAGAGGUAGGAGGGAGCUGGCGCCCGGAUAGAGGGGCCCGGCACCGUGCGCGCCCCCAGCCACCUUCCUGCGCUGUCCCGAGAUGUCAGGAGCGAUCUUCGCGCCCCCGGAAGGCCCGAGCGCCCUGGACACCACGAGCGGCCACCCGCUCGUGUGCCCGCUGUGCCACGCACAGUACGAGCGCCCGUGCCUGCUGGACUGCUUCCACGACUUCUGCGCCAGCUGCCUGCGCGGCCGCGCCACCGACGGCCGCCUCGCCUGCCCGCUGUGCCAACACCAGACAGUGGUGAAGGGCCCCAGCGGGCUCCCUCCCGUGGACCGGCUGUUGCAGUUCCUGGUGGACAGCUCCGCGGACAGCGCGGAGGCGGUGCGCUGCGCCAACUGCGACCUGGAGUGCAGCAAGCAGGACGCGGAGACCACGUACUUCUGCAACACGUGCGGGCAGCCGCUGUGCUCGCGCUGCCGCGACGAGACGCACCGGGCGCGCAUGUUCGCGCGCCACGACAUCGUGGCUCUGGGACAGCGCAGUCGCGACGUGCUCCAGAAGUGCCCGCUGCACGCGGAGCCCUACAUUAUGUUCUCCACCGACAAGAAGUCGCUGCUGUGCAUCCGCUGCUUCCGGGACAUGCAGGGGGAUAGUCGGGCGCACUGCGUGGACCUCGAAUCUGCCUACGUGCAGGGCUGUGAACGACUGGAGCAGGCUGUGCUGGCCGUGAAGGCCUUGCAGACGUCCACGCGGGAGGCCAUCGCGCUGCUGCAGGCCAUGGUGGAGGAGGUGCGGCGCAGCGCGGUGGAGGAGGAGGCCGCCAUCCACGCCCUGUUCGGCAGUAUGCAGGAGAAACUGGCUGAUAGAAAAGCGCUGCUGCUGCAGGCUGUGCAGAGCCAGUAUGAAGAGAAGGACAAAGCCUUCAAGGAGCAGCUUUCCCACUUGGCCACUCUGCUGCCCACCCUGCAGGUUCACCUGGUCAUCUGCUCAUCCUUCCUCAGCCUGGCUAACAAGGCCGAGUUCCUGGACCUGGGCUAUGAGCUGAUGGCGAGGCUGCAGGGCGUCGUCACGCGGCCGCAUCGCCUGAGGCCGGCGCAGAGCAGCAAGAUCGCCAGCGACCACCGCGCAGAGUUCGCACGCUGCCUGGAGCCGCUGCUGGGGCUGGGGCCGCGCCGGGCGGCGGCCGUCGGGGGCGGCGCCGGCACGCUGGCUGGGGGCUCAGGCCCCAAGGUGCUGAUGGCUCCCAGCUGCCCCUCUCCAGGGGGCAAGAUGUUGGGGUCGCCUGUCCAAAAGCCCACGCUGCACCGGUCCAGCAGCACUAAGGCCCUGCUGGCCGAGGGCGAGGACACACCCUUCUCUGAGCACUGUCGCCACUAUGAGGACUCCUACCGGAGCCUGCAGGCCGAGAUGCAGAGCUUGAAGGACCAGAUGCAGGCCUUGCACCGCGACCUCACCAAGCACCACUCGCUCAUCAAGGCUGAGGUUAUGGAUGACAUCCUCCACGCGUCUUUGCAGGUGGACGCGCAGAUCGCCUCCGAGUACACCUCCGUGGAGUCCCGAAGAACCUUCUUCCAGGAGAUUUGGGAGGAAUCCUAUCAGCGAGUGGCUAAGGAGCAGGAGAUUUAUGAAGAUGGCGCCAGGCUUGAUGGGAAGAGGCUGAAGGUGACAAGACCUAACCCUCCACCUUGGCCCCCAGCCCAGCUCCAUGACCUUCUCCAGCUGAGACAGGAGAAUGCCUACCUGAGCACCAUCGCCAGGCAGAUCAUGCCCUACAUCCACUCCAUUGCCAAGGUGAAGGAGCAGCUGGAGCCCAGGUUUCAAACACCUGCUGAUGAACAGUCAGAGAAUCUACAGAACAUGUAUGACGAUGGCAUGAACGGUGAAACCCAGGCCAGGAAUGACCCAGCAGGUGUCCCAGAAAAGAGAGAGAAGACAUCGGAGCCGAAAGGAAACAGCUGGACUCUGACCAGCCUCACAGAAGAGCCACUGCCGAAAAGCAGGGAUCAUCACAGACCCAAACAGAAAAACGGGGGUGCUGGACCCGCGCGGAAGGAGCACCCAACUUAACAGACAGGCCCAGUCCCAAGUGGGCGGGGCACCUUAGGACACACACACACCUGGGCCAGGGUGUGUAAGAAAGGUUUCCUUCCUGUUGUGGUUAUUUCUUUAAAGGGUAAUCGUUUAUCAACAGGAAAGCCCAGAAACUCUCUGGCAGAUGGUAAUUCUGGAUCCCCUGGCUAGGCCUGGCCUUUUCCUCUGUCCAUGUGCCAAUGAUGUCUGGUCCUGAUCGUGGUGACCUGGGGACCAUCCUACCCACUCCAAAAGGAAAACGCUAAAUAAUGAACAGCCAGCCUUAAACAGAGGGUGUUUUCUAAAAUCA
Messenger RNA from Choloepus didactylus (southern two-toed sloth), 2993 nucleotides. RefSeq names its product ring finger protein 207 (gene RNF207). Gene Ontology annotation, biological process: regulation of cardiac muscle contraction; regulation of heart looping. Gene Ontology annotation, molecular function: transmembrane transporter binding; zinc ion binding; Hsp70 protein binding. Lineage: Eukaryota; Metazoa; Chordata; Mammalia; Pilosa; Megalonychidae. The transcript is spliced from 17 exons. Gene Ontology annotation, cellular component: perinuclear region of cytoplasm. The record is from RefSeq and is a predicted model, not a curated record. The coding region runs from base 710 to 2680 and encodes 656 amino acids.